This is a messenger RNA of Brassica oleracea var. oleracea, 1672 nucleotides long. Its product is annotated as aspartic proteinase nepenthesin-2. Gene Ontology annotation, biological process: proteolysis. The record is from RefSeq and is a predicted model, not a curated record. The transcript has a single exon. Lineage: Eukaryota; Viridiplantae; Streptophyta; Magnoliopsida; Brassicales; Brassicaceae. The coding region runs from base 197 to 1552 and encodes 451 amino acids. Gene Ontology annotation, molecular function: aspartic-type endopeptidase activity.
CUUUUGCUGCCCCCGAAACUGAAAUCUUUCAGUCUUCACGUUACACUGUCCUAACAUUUUGAUUUUCGACCAUACAUACUGACAAAACCGUAUAAUAUACCGUAUACUACGCGCUCUGUCUUCUUCAUCUCUUAAAACACACAGACACCCCACGUACACUCGUCCUCUCUCUCUCUCUCUCUCUCUCACUCUCUCAAUGUUACCUCUUAUCGUCCUCUGCUCUUUACUCUCUCUACUCCUCCUCCCGCCGGCGUAUCUCGCCGCCGUGAGUGAUGACGAGUACCUGAAGCUUCCAUUACUACGUAAAUCUCCGUUACCUUCUCCGACGCAAGCUCUGGCUUUAGACACUCGCCGUCUCCAUUUUCUAUCUCUCCGCCGUAAGACCAUCCCAUUUGUCAAAUCUCCGGUAUCCUCCGGCGCUUCUUCCGGGUCGGGUCAAUACUUCGUGGAUCUCCGGAUCGGCCAACCGCCUCAGUCGCUACUCCUGAUCGCCGAUACCGGAAGCGAUCUCGUAUGGGUGAAAUGCUCCGCUUGUCGAAACUGCUCUCUCCACUCUCCGGCCACCGUCUUCUUCCCUCGCCACUCCUCCACAUUCUCUCCGACUCAUUGCUACGACCCGACUUGUCGACUCGUACCCAAACCGAAUCCGGCUCCGAAAUGUAACCAUACCCGGAUCCAUUCCACGUGUCCGUACGAGUACGCUUACGCGGACGGUUCAUUAACCUCCGGUCUAUUCGCUAGAGAAACGACGACGUUGAGGACUAGCUCCGGUAGGGAAGCGAAUCUAAAGAGCGUCGCUUUCGGAUGCGGGUUUCGGAUCUCGGGUCAAAGCGUAUCGGGUACGAGUUUUAAUGGAGCCCAUGGAGUUAUGGGCUUGGGCCGUGGGCCUAUUUCUUUUGCUUCACAGUUGGGCCGUCGAUUCGGUAACAAGUUUUCGUAUUGCUUAAUGGAUUUCACUCUCUCUCCGCCUCCGACUAGUUACCUCACCAUCGGAGGAGUUCGAUCCGGCGCCGUUUCGAAGCUUUCCUUCACUCCGUUACUAACGAAUCCGUUAUCUCCGACGUUUUACUACGUUCGAUUGAAAUCGAUUUCCGUGAACGGUGCGAAAUUACGAAUCGAUCCUUCCGUUUGGGAAAUCGACGGUUCAGGUAACGGCGGAACCGUCGUGGAUUCCGGUACAACCCUCUCGUUUUUGGCUGAUCCGGCGUAUCGACUGGUAGUCGCGACUAUGAGACGACGGAUCAGGCUCCCGAAUGCGGCGGAGCUGACUCCGGGAUUCGAUCUAUGCGUUAACGUCUCCGGCGUUUUGAAGCCGGAAAAGAUGAUGCCGAGAUUGAAAUUCGGAUUUGCAGGCGGUGCGGUGUUCGUUCCGCCGCCGAGGAAUUAUUUUAUCGAGACGGAGGAACAUAUCCAGUGUCUGGCGAUUCAAUCGGUGAAUCCGAAGGUGGGAUUCUCGGUGAUUGGGAAUUUGAUGCAGCAAGGGUUCUUGUUUGAAUUUGAUAGAGAUAGAUCUCGGCUGGGUUUUUCUCGUCACGGUUGCGCUUCGCCGUGAUGAUUCACCGGCAUAUUCUGUUCUCGACUAGCUCAAAGAUUCUUUUAUCCUUUGUAAUUUUACUUAUGUUUUUCUUUCCGUUUUGGAAGCACGGGAUUGGAUGGCGGUUCACUGUUACCG